UCCUGAGUGGGCCUUAGUUGUGUGCAUGCAGGUAUCAUGUUGAAACAUGUAAGUCGUAGGAUAAAUUGCAUGAAAACAUGCCACCGAGAAGAAGACGCUAAUUAUCAAGUGCCGUCAUGCGGGCCGAGGCCGCCUGAGACUUGGUGGUCCGAGGUUUUGAGGAGGACACCCCUGGACAAUCAAUCCACCGGGGUUCCCGUCGGUGCAGAAAUACGGCAAUGAAUACAGCGCGAGGACAUUUCGUUUUGUGCGGACUUGGCGGGAGCUGGUGGGAGAGGGCACGUGCGGGAAUUAGAUGGAAAUGGUUUUCCUUGUAUUGGGCGGCUGGUGCACCUGGCAGGCUGGUAGUGAUGCGUCGAACCCCGGCAUCCUGGAAUCGGAAAAUGUAUAGAGCAAGGCAUAAUAACGAGGGGCGGGAUAUGCUGAUUUCGACAUGCGGAAUUGGCCUUCGGCAUUUGACUAAGGGAUUUCGAAACGGGCGGCGGACCGAGAUGGAGUUACUUAAUGUGAUGUGUAAAGCGCGCGUGAUGGAGUGCGGGUGACCUUUCGAGACGGAGCCCUCGAUACCUACCUACCC
Ilyonectria robusta is the source of this 577-nucleotide messenger RNA. RefSeq lists its product as uncharacterized. The coding region runs from base 219 to 542 and encodes 107 amino acids. The record is from RefSeq and is a predicted model, not a curated record. The transcript has a single exon. NCBI's taxonomy places the organism in Eukaryota, Fungi, Ascomycota, Sordariomycetes, Hypocreales, Nectriaceae.